Molecule: messenger RNA, 2058 nt
Organism: Odobenus rosmarus divergens (Pacific walrus)
Lineage: Eukaryota; Metazoa; Chordata; Mammalia; Carnivora; Odobenidae
Gene: SEMA6B
Product: sema domain, transmembrane domain (TM), and cytoplasmic domain, (semaphorin) 6B
Exons: 17
Coding region: 1-2058 (685 amino acids)
Biological process (GO): negative chemotaxis; neural crest cell migration; semaphorin-plexin signaling pathway
Molecular function (GO): semaphorin receptor binding; chemorepellent activity
Source: RefSeq, a predicted model, not a curated record
AUGCGGACCCCGCGAGCGCCCCCUCCUCGCCCGGCCCCACUGCUCCUACUGCUGCUGCUGGGGGGAGCCAACGGCCUCUUCCCCGAGGAGCCGCCGCCACUUAGCGUGGCCCCCAGGGACUACCUGAACCACUACCCCGUGUUCGUGGGCAGCGGGCCAGGACGCCUGACCCCCACAGAGGGUGCUGACGACCUUAACAUCCAACGAGUCCUGCGGGUCAACAGGACCCUGUUCAUCGGGGACAGGGACAACCUGUACCGGGUGGAGCUGGAGCCCCCCACGACCACGGAGCUGCGGUACCAGCGGAAACUGACCUGGCCCUCCAACCCCAGUGACAUCAACGUGUGUCGGAUGAAGGGCAAGCAGGAGGGCGAGUGUCGAAAUUUUGUAAAGGUGCUGCUUCUUCGGGACAAAUCCACGCUCUUCGUGUGCGGUUCCAAUGCCUUCAACCCCGUGUGUGCCAACUACAGCAUGGACACACUGCAGCCCCUCGGGGACAACAUUAGCGGCAUGGCCCGUUGCCCAUAUGACCCCAAACAUGCCAACGUUGCUCUCUUCUCUGAAGGAAUGCUCUUCACCGCCACAGUUACCGACUUCCUAGCCAUCGAUGCUGUCAUCUACCGCAGCCUGGGGGACCGGCCCACUCUGCGAACCGUGAAACAUGACUCCAAGUGGUUCAAAGAGCCCUACUUUGUCCAUGCGGUGGAGUGGGGCAGCCACAUCUACUUCUUCUUCCGGGAGAUCGCGAUGGAGUUUAACUACCUGGAGAAGGUGGUGGUGGCCCGCGUGGCCCGGGUGUGCAAGAACGACCUGGGAGGUUCCCCUCGGGUGCUGGAGAAGCAGUGGACAUCCUUCCUGAAGGCGCGGCUCAACUGCUCUGUGCCUGGGGACUCCCACUUCUACUUCAACGUGCUGCAGGCCGUCACGGGUGUGGUCAGCCUGGGGGGCCGGCCCGUGGUCCUGGCUGUUUUCUCCACCCCCAGCAACAGCAUCCCCGGCUCGGCUGUCUGCGCCUUUGACAUGACUCAGGUGGCCGCUGUGUUUGAAGGCCGCUUCCGUGAGCAGAAGUCCCCUGAGUCCAUCUGGACACCCGUGCCGGAGGAUCAGGUGCCACGGCCCCGACCCGGGUGCUGUGCAGCUCCUGGCAUGCAGUACAACGCCUCCAGCGCCUUCCCCGAUGAGAUCCUCAACUUUGUCAAAACCCACCCCCUGAUGGACGAAGCGGUGCCCUCUCUGGGCCACGCGCCCUGGAUCGUGCGGACUCUAAUGCGGCACCAGCUGACGCGAGUGGCUGUGGACGUGGGCGCUGGCCCCUGGGGCAACCACACUGUUGUCUUCCUGGGCUCCGAGGUGGGCACCGUCCUCAAGUUCCUCAUCUGGCCCAACGCCAGCACCUCGGGCACCACUGGGCCCAGUGUCUUCCUGGAGGAGUUUGAAACCUACCGACCAGACAGGUGUGGACGGUCGGGCAGUGGCGAGGCAGGGCGGCGGCUCUUGAGCCUGGAGCUGGACACAGCCUCAGGUGGCCUGCUGGCAGCCUUCCCCCGCUGUGUGGUCCGCGUGCCCGUGGCCCGCUGCCAGCAGUACUCAGGGUGCAUGAAGAACUGUAUCGGCAGUCAGGACCCCUACUGCGGGUGGGCCCCUGAUGGUUCCUGCAUCUUCCUCAGCCCUGGCGCCAGAGGCACCUUUGAGCAGGACGUGUCCGGGGCCAGCACCUCAGGCUUAGGGGACUGUACAGGACUCCUGCGGGCCAGCCUGGCAGAGGAGCGCGCCGGGCUGGUGUCGGUGAACCUGCUGGUGACGUCGUCGGUGGCGGCCUUCGUGGUGGGCGCCGUGGUGUCCGGCUUCAGCGUGGGCUGGUACGUGGGCCUCCGCGAGCGGCGCGAGCUGGCGCGCCGCAAGGACAAGGAGGCCAUCCUGGCCCACGGCGGCGGCGAGGCCGUGCUGAGCGUGAGCCGGCUGGGCGAGCGGUGGCCCCAGCGGCCUGGGCGUUGGCUGAGCCGGCGCCGGGGCUUCCAGAAGGCCCAGGGGCCUCCAAGGUGCCGGCUAGGAGUUUGA